GUUUAAAAGAAGAAUUUCUUUAGAGCUGAAAAUGUGGCCUGGAAAAGUGGAAGCACGACGACGAAACUGUUCCCCAAGAACUUAAUUACCCUCUUCGAUCUCUUUAAAGUUGACGCCAUUUUUUUUCCUUCUCUUUCACCUCUGCAUUUCCAAGUUUUAAGCCCUCAGAGCUGAUCAGCAAAGGAAGAAAACAUGCAUGCUCCUCCAGUUCCUUCGCUCUUGAUCAUCCUCAUUUUCUUGAUUUCUUUCUGCGCCGCCGCAGAUGGAACUCAACUCAUAGUCGUGAACAAUUGCAGAGAAACCAUAUGGCCCGGAAUCCUCGGCAACGCCGGCCACGACACCCCCAGCGACGGCGGCUUCCGCCUCACCUUCGGCCAACAGGUGAUCCUUAAUCUCCCCGAGAGAUGGUCGGGGAGAAUCUGGGCGAGACAGGGCUGCUGCUUCGACGGAGACGGCAAAGGGUCGUGCCAGACCGGAGACUGCGCCGGCCAGCUCCACUGUGCCGGCGCCGGCGGAGCUCCCCCGGCGACGCUCGUGGAGAUGACUCUAGGAACCUCGACAAACGCUAAGCAUUACUACGAUGUCAGCUUGGUUGACGGGUUUAACGUCCCGGUGUCCAUGAUUCCGGUGGGCGUCGGCGUCGGCUGCGGCGUGGCGGCGUGUGAGGAAGAUUUGAACGCUUGUUGUCCCAAGAAUCUGGCGGUUAUUUGUCAGGGAAAGGUGGUGGGCUGCAAAAGUGCGUGUUUAGCCACUAAGGAUCCUAAGAAUUGCUGCACAGGAGAAUUUGCAGAGAGGAAGAGCUGUAAACCUUCCACCAUUUCUCAUCUGUUUAAGGUCAUUUGUCCCAGGGCUUAUAGCUAUCCUUAUGAUGAGUCCACCGGACUCAAGAGCUGCCGGGCGCCCCGCUACGUCAUCACUUUCUGCCCUCCAAAUUGAUCGAUGUAUAGUGGUGGAGAUAUCGUUGAAUGUUGUACAAUAAAAAACAAAUGAUUGAUGUGCAGUGGUGGUGGCUUUUUGGGGGUUUUUUGUGUUUUCUUGUUUGAGUAUAUGAUCAAUGUAGUUUAUGUA
Messenger RNA from Ipomoea nil (Japanese morning glory), 1068 nucleotides. Its product is annotated as thaumatin-like protein. Gene Ontology annotation, cellular component: extracellular region. The transcript has a single exon. NCBI's taxonomy places the organism in Eukaryota, Viridiplantae, Streptophyta, Magnoliopsida, Solanales, Convolvulaceae. Gene Ontology annotation, biological process: defense response. The record is from RefSeq and is a predicted model, not a curated record. The coding region runs from base 193 to 936 and encodes 247 amino acids.